Symbiodinium natans is the source of this 648-nucleotide messenger RNA. The record is from the annotation of a GenBank genome assembly. NCBI's taxonomy places the organism in Eukaryota, Dinophyceae, Suessiales, Symbiodiniaceae.
AUGGGUGGUGACAGCAAAAAGCUGGCGGAGAAGCUCGUCAACGGUCCUUCUUUGCCUCAUUUUGCCAUGGCGGUUGCAAGGCUUUGCGCUUCUGGCUCAGCCUUCGCCGCGCUGCGGACGGACGGGACGGUCGUCAGCUGGGGGGAUGCCAGCUGCCAGCAGUUCGCCACAGAGGUGCAGCAGCUGAUCGCCACGCAGUAUUCCUUUGCGGCGCUUCGAUCCGACGGCAAAGUCAUUGCCUGGGGCCCCUUGAACAGCCACGAGCUUGUGGGAGUCCAGCAGCUGGUUGCUUCAGCCGCGGCCUUUGCUGCCCUGCGCCACGAUGGAACGGUCGUCUCCUGGGGAUCUUCAGAGUUUGGAGGAGACUGCCAGGACGUCGCGGGCCGCUUAACGGAAGUCAAGGCGGUCGUCGCCGCCCGCUGCGCGUUUGAGGCCACGGCGGCCGAGCCUGCCGCCUAUGCCCUCAUCCGGGAGACUGGAGCGGUGACAUCCCUGAGCCCGGCUGAGGCGCUUGUGCAAAAACAGUACUUGUGGGCCGAUUGCCGACGUUACCUGUGGCUGGAGAGUGGAAGGAAAGGCAGGCCUUUCCGUGGGCUUGGUCUGUGUGUAAAUGACGAAGCCGUGAAGGUCAUCGCGCAAGCAUUGUAG